Brassica napus (rape) is the source of this 705-nucleotide messenger RNA. RefSeq names its product photosystem I reaction center subunit VI, chloroplastic. The record is from RefSeq and is a predicted model, not a curated record. Gene Ontology annotation, cellular component: photosystem I reaction center; chloroplast thylakoid membrane; photosystem I. The transcript is spliced from 3 exons. Gene Ontology annotation, biological process: photosynthesis. The coding region runs from base 132 to 569 and encodes 145 amino acids. Lineage: Eukaryota; Viridiplantae; Streptophyta; Magnoliopsida; Brassicales; Brassicaceae.
CCACGUGUCAGAACAUGAUCCAAGUGAAGUAGAUUCUCUAGCUAUACAAGUGACAACAAUCCACUCACUUACUUUGGCAAUAACAACAGCAACAAGAGAUAAGUCUUUGUUGUGUGUUUGGUCUGAGAAACAUGGCAUCUUUUGCAACCAUCGCCGCCGUUCAACCAUACUCCGCCGUGAAAGGACUCGGAGGAAGCUCUCUCACCGGAGCUAAGCUCUUCAUCAAGCCUUCUCGCCAAAGCUUCAAACCCAAAUCCACAAGGGCUGGUGCCGUGGUGGCCAAGUAUGGAGACAAAAGUGUUUACUUUGAUUUAGAAGAUUUAGGUAACACAACAGGACAAUGGGAUUUGUAUGGAUCUGAUGCUCCUUCUCCUUACAACCCACUUCAGAGCAAGUUCUUUGAGACAUUUGCUGCUCCUUUCACAAAGAGAGGUUUGCUUCUCAAGUUUUUGAUUCUUGGAGGAGGCUCUUUGCUUACUUAUGUCAGUGCUUCCUCAACUGGCGAUGUUCUUCCUAUCAAGAGAGGUCCUCAAGAGAAGCCUAAGCUCGGUCCUCGCGGCAAGCUUUAAAUUAGCUUUCUAAAUCCCUUGAAAACAUCAGAAACUUUCUUCCCAAGUCUCUGAACUCCUGUUGUUACUGAUCUAUGUAUAUUGUCUUGUGUUAAUUGCUAUGAUGAAUCAAUGAAAAAAAAAAUUUGCAUUUCAA